Molecule: messenger RNA, 1601 nt
Organism: Erigeron canadensis
Lineage: Eukaryota; Viridiplantae; Streptophyta; Magnoliopsida; Asterales; Asteraceae
Product: acylsugar acyltransferase 3-like
Exons: 1
Coding region: 45-1310 (421 amino acids)
Source: RefSeq, a predicted model, not a curated record
GAUCAUCUUCAUAAUUGAGUUGGUUACAAUUUGUUUUAUCAACAAUGAAAACCAUCACAAACCAAGAAACCAUCAAACCAUCAUCCCCAACACCCCCUCACCUCAACCGUUAUAACCUUUCAUUCGUAGAAUUGAAGAUGCCCAACAUUCACGUGCCAGCCAUCUUCUUCUACGAAAGCUACAACAAAGAUCAUGACGUCAUCAACAACUUAAAAAAAUCUUUGUCAAAUUGUUUAACAAAAUACUAUCCAUUCGCAGGUAGGAUCCCAUCACCGCCUGCGUGUUACAUCGAAUGUAACGACGAAGGAGUCGAGUUCUUGGAAGCUUCCAUCGAUCUUCCACUCCAAGAAUUCGUUCUCAAUAGAGACCCAGAUGAAACCUUAGUUAGCCAACUCGCUCCUAACGUUGGUUUCGGAAGUAACCGUUUGCUUGAGGUCCAAGUCAACCAUUUUUCUUGCGGUGGAAUUGCGGUGGCUGUUUCACUCUCACAUAAAGUUGCUGAUGGAUCUUCGGUGGCGAAUUUCGUUAACUAUUGGGCGACUGUUACACGUGGUGGAUCGCCAAUUAUAGAUCCAACUUUCAUUUCUUACCCCGUAAGAGAUAUAGGUACUGUUCAAGGUGGUCCGCCUAUGAAAUCACCAUCCAAAGAUAAGUAUUCAACAAAAAGAUUUGUAUUUUCUAAUUCAAAAUUGACUGAUCUCAAAAGCAAGAUAAAUAAUAUGUCGGGUGUGACUCCGUUGAACCCUAGUCGGUUGGAAUCAUUGGUAUCUUUACUUUUUAAAUGCGCGGUGAAUGCGGCCACAACCAAGGCUGGAGGCUCUUUUCGGCCUUCAAAGUUGAGUCUAGCGAUGAACAUGAGAGAAAAGGUUGCUAGUACCGCUUCUAUUAAUAACCUGGUAGGAAACGUCGUAAAUCUAGCCGUUGCAAAAAUGGCUAAUGAUGAUGACCAGCUAAACGAUGUGAUUACGAGUUUGAGGAAAGAUAGAAUGGAGCUGCAAGGGGGGGUAAUAAAAGAUGUUGAUGAAAAUGGGGAAAUAUUUUUAAAAAGGAAAAUGGGCUUAGUACUAGAUCAAAGCCAUCGGAUAUAUUCAUGUACGAGUCUAUGUAAUUCUCCGAUUAAUAAGGUGGAUUUUGGAUGGGGAAAGCCAGCGCGUGUGAUUAGACCAACUAAUAUGUUGGAUGCAGCUAGCUAUUUUAUUUUCAUGGAUACGGCUUCUGGAGAUGGAAUUGAAGCAGUAGUGAAAUUGAUAGAAGAAGAGAUGCAUAUUUUUCAAAAUGACAAAGAAUUCCUUGCUUUUGUCCAAGACUAGCAAAUUGAAUAAGAGUAGUUCAAUUGGGUGAUGACCCGGUCCACUCCAUGAUUCCCAUGUUUACAGGUCAUGUUUGCCUCUGCCAAGAUUUUACUAAUUUUUAUCAUGUGAUUUAGUAUGAGAGUUUUUUUUCAAUAUCCAAUCAAGUGCAUGUAGCACAAAUCAUGGGUUACCCACGAUUUAGUAAUUAACCGUUUAUGUUAUUGUUUUUUUAUGUACUACUUAAUUGUGAAAUGAAUAAGGCACAGAGUUUUAACCCCAAAUAUAAUAUAUUAUCUCUUGUUCUUGAUA